Centruroides sculpturatus (bark scorpion) is the source of this 1538-nucleotide messenger RNA. RefSeq names its product toxin CSTX-20-like. The transcript is spliced from 4 exons. The record is from RefSeq and is a predicted model, not a curated record. Bases 1038 to 1334 code for a protein of 98 amino acids. Lineage: Eukaryota; Metazoa; Arthropoda; Arachnida; Scorpiones; Buthidae.
CACUUGUCUUUUUCUUUUACCUGCGACCCCCAUGUAAGGCUUUGCGACCCUCUGAGGGUCGCGACCCACAGGUUGAAAAACACUGUUCUAAGGUAUGACCUAUGAUUAUUUUCCAACUGAUCUCUGUUCAAAACACUGAUGGAUUUUCAAAGAGAAGCUAACAGAAAAAAGUAAGUCACAAUAUACAAUUUACAGGACUUUCACUCUGCUCUUUUACAUAUUCUCUUAUGUUUAAUACCCAAACGAAUUGAUAAUACAGUAUUUUGAUAAUUAUUAAAUAAUAAUUAUUUUCAACAAUUAAUUUUUUAAGAUAAUUUUUAGCGCUGGUUAAAAAUAUUUGAUGAGAAGAAAGAUUUUUAAUCAGCUGCUUGCCCAUGUCUGGAUGGAACAACUUGUAAACUCGAUGGUUACUUUAGAAUUUACUUUAAAACAUUAUGGAAUCUGGGAAAAUAUUCCUUACGUAUUGAAUAUUUCCAUUGUUUUCAUAAAGCAUUACUUUAUAUUGUGUUUUAGUUAUUGGAUUUGUCUUUCAAGUACGGGAAGAGAGAACAGAAAAACCAGAACAAAAAGAGGAAGCAACAGAAGAACCAGAAAAUUCAUUUUAUAAAUAUUUUAUUAACACAUCAGUUUCAUAUGCAAUAGUUAAACAAUUAAAGAAAAAAAUUGAUUAAAAAAUAUAGAAUAUAUGUAAAUAUAUAAAUUAUUAAUUGUAAGAUCAUUUAUACCACCGUCAUCUGUAUUGUGUGAUCAAUGGAUUUUGUUUCUCUGUUUUCAUUAAGGAUAGAAACCUAUCGAAAGUGAUAAAAUAUCAGAUAAAUUAUCGGAUUAUAACUUAUUUACUUUAUGAUUUUGUUACAUUCUUUUGUAAUUGCAAACAAUGUAUGGACUUUAACAGGUGUAAUAUGACAGUAAGAAAUAAGAUGUAAUCUCACUAUAUAUAGUUCCAUCUGUUUGAUUUCCACGUAUAAAGAUAAUCUAUAACGUAAUCGUAAGUUACAGCAUUCAUUCUUGCUUGUUAAUUGCGUAGUUGUAAAGCCAUGAAAUAUUUUCUGAUUUUACUAUUAUUUGUAAUUGCAGUAAAACUCAGUUUCGGGUGCAAUUCUCAAGAGGACUGCGCUGACGAUGAAUGUUGUCUUGAUCCUCUAUUUAGUAAACGUACUUAUUGCAGUAAACGUAAGAAAUUAGGAGCAUAUUGCUUAACUUCGGAAGAAAGUCUUCACGGAGUUGAUGGGAAACAAGUUUAUCUGAUUGAUUGUCCUUGUCAGAAAAAUUUGGAUUGCAUUCAUACUGAAGAGGAAACUGAAUAUAAAAGAAAACUUUGCACGAGAGCUUGAAGAUAAUGGAUACUACUGUUAAUAAUAAUACUGUUGCAACUAAUAUAGAUUCAGUUUAUUUUAUAAAAUUCUAUAUAAUUCAAUAUAACUCUUAAUCGAGUUUCAAGAAUGUGUACUUGGUGCAAUUUAAUAUUUAAAAUUGUAAUAUAUAUUAAAUAUGAAAUAAUUAGCAAAUAAAGGUGCUUAUAAUAUUAAAAUGUAAUA